CUUUUUAUGCUUCUAACAAAUAAAAAAUUUGAAUUUAGUUCCCACUAUUUCAAAUCCAAGGGUUUCAUAUCUUUGCGUAGUUCUCUUUUAGGGCAAAUGCCAAAUUACUGAACAUAAAUAUACAUGUGUGUGUGUGUGUGUGUGUGUGUUUGUGUAGCUCCAUAAGUACACUACUGCUCCGUAUUACGUUGAUUUCGAUCUGCGCAAAGGUGAAAAAAUGAUUUAUGUUCCGCCAACUCGAAAUAUUAAUGUCCUGUAAAUAAUUUUUAAGUGACAUCAAAAAUGAUUGACUAAAAAAAAUAUUUAAAACUUAAAUUUAAAUAAAGUGCAGCUCCAAUCCAUUUAAAAAUCUAAAGUGUGGGCGGUAAACUUGUCGUAAAGUGAAAAUUCCAUCCAAAUGUGUCUACAAAAAAAAUAGUACGUUUUGACUGAACAAAAAAAUUUAAUUUUUCGUCAUCCAGACAGAACCCUUGAGCAAAAAUGUUAUAAAGAAAGCGAAAAUGGCUCCAGGGCCGGAUAAUCGACAGGACCUUACGCCACUUGAUCAAAAUCAACAAGAAACCAGCAGUCGUGGUGUUAUGAAUGAUACUAUUGAUGGUGCCACUGAGGUUCCUACGAAAGAUGUGUCUAGUGUCGUGAGUUCAUGUUAUUCGAUGAUUGCUUCUGUUGGAAAACUGGAAGAACCAGCGACACUGUCCACUUUAAAUGAAAGAGAAUUACGAGCACUGUUAGAUGAAGCUAUAACCUAUACAGGUUCAACUAAAGAUCGUGAAGGAAAGUCAAAUCUUUUUAAAGAACUUCUGCAAGAAGCAGAAGUUGAUGAAACCGAGGAGGGUCGUCGAGUGGUAACAAGUUCUCGAGGUAUACCGGGGUCGAAUCGUCGCAGACACAAAAGAGACUCUACUUGUGAACAUUUAACUCACGGUGGAUCUUUACAAAAUUUAGCCCAACCACUUAACAGUGAAUUCGAUAGCAGUUUUACUUACCUUACGUCUGGUUCUAGUCAUACUUACAGUGGGGGCAGAAGAAAGAGUAAAAAGCAUUCGGGAUCUAAUGUAUCUGCUCGUCAACGAGAAGGUGGCUCUUUACCGUCCAACGUAAACGCCUCGCAUAGUCUCGCUUCUCUUGUUAGUCUGGACCUAAUUUUCGACAAAAAGAGGGAUUUUUGCGAAGAACGAACUGUCUACUACUGGGCGAAUAAAGAGAAGUCAAGAUCCUUGGAUAAACCGUCUUAUGGCUGUGUAACUAAAAAAGAUGACAAAGAGAGCGUGGGUGCAAGCAUCGAUGCUGAUAUAAAUGAUAAAAAAUCUCCAAAAGUAAAGUAUGUCACUAAUGAAAUGAUUGAAUCAGAUUAUUCAUCGUCCAGUUACAAAGAUGAUUACAUGGUUAAUGGACUAAAUGAUAAAGAUGCAGUAAAUAGUAACGAUUCUAUAAAUUCACCACGAAUUAUCCAAUCGAAUAUAAAUGGGGAAGACACAGAGGGUACUGAGAUGAAAAUAAUUGAACCUCGACGACCAGUUCAAGUAAUAUCGUGUCCUACGUUUGAUACCGAAGAAACAUCAGUUGAUUCUUCCAUCGAAUUUCCUUUACAUGAGUAUAAUUGUAAGCAAGAUAAACCCAAGUUUACCAUAAACGGUACGCUCCAGCUGACUACUUAUAACAAUGCCAAAUGUAACGUCACCAGUGGCACUGUAUCCGGUGUUCAACAAAGCAAGGUCACUACUUCUAAUUUGCUUCCUAUAAUGCACGUUACUGGAACGCAACCAAAUAUAGCUAUGGCUGUGUCAAGACUAACUUCACAAACUAAUACCGCUAAAGAUUUUUCUGUAUCAAUUGAUAAAAAAUCAUUGGAUGAAAAUGGUAAUGCUGUGCAGAGCCAUAAUCCUGAGCGUAAAAAGUCACGAAGAAAGCACACCCAGGAGCCAAACGUGAUUGUCUACAAAGCCGAAAAUGUGGAAGGCCAUCGUAAUGAAGACAUCGAUAGCCUUAUUAAUUUCAUCGAAAAUAAAGAUGCAAAGAACAAAAAAGGAAGAACUACUAAUGGAAAUACUAUGAAAGUUAAAACAACAACAGGCCCAAAAUCCAGGAGCAGAGACAAAGAUUCCAAAAGAGAUCAACUUUCUUCGAAGUUACAAAAAUCAAAUUCUCUUGAAGAGAUAUCCAAAACUAAGUUAGAGGAUCUAACUGCUGAAAAAAGUUUGAGUUCAAGUGAAGCUAGCAGUUUUUCCUGUCAACACGGUACUAUCAACGGAGGAUUAUUGAAGAGAACAAAACAACGUAGUGCCGGCGAUUCAGCAGUUGAUAGUCGCCGAGAUCGGCAUUCUUGGGGAACAGAAGAAGGUCAGUCAAUAUAUUGCAAUGAAAUAAAAAAUGAAUUCAGCAGUAAUACCGCUUGUCCACGGAAAAAUUCUAAAAAAAUAAAUAUUGAUGUAGAACCUGAACCCGAGUUUCUGGUCGUGACAAAGAAAAAAAAAAGCAAGAGGCAACAAAGAAGUUCUAGUGGUAGUAGAACACAAAAUUUAGUAAACUCUUCAUAUUUAUCAAGGAGAAGAGAUUUUGUGAAUGACUACACAACUUCUCAUUCACCAGAAUACAGAAGAAAGUCUGCUUGCAGUGUUCCGCCCAGUGAUAAAUCAGAUAGUAGUGACUUAGAUUCCGUGCACUCACUUCCUGUUACUUCAAAUAUCAAACAUAAUGUGUCUCUAUCAUCUGUCGGAGUACCGCAAGCAAGUUAUGCCGACAUUGCGCGCAUGGCAACCAUUAAUUUGCCUCACGGUCCUGCUCUCCAUACCUCACCCACGGUACCGGCCAUGCUGGUCGCUGAAAACUGGGGAGUUGUACCCGCGAAAUCACCCUCCGAACCGGAUAAAUUCCCUCAAGACUAUUAUCCUAGUCUUGACGAACUGCAACAGUCUGACAGAAAAAUAAAACAACACAACUUCUCAAAUUCCAAUUUAAAUCAGUUCAGUUUAAAUUUCGACAAACACUCGUUACCAGACAAUUUAAAACUAAAAAACACAACUGAGUCCAAAAAGGCCGAGGCACAUGAGGAAGCUAUCAACAAAAAAAUUCAAGUUAUGAAAUACGUACAAGAACAAAAAAAUCUAAACGCUAAUUCUAUUUACGUUACUGAUCAAAACGACACUAAUUUUUCUAAAAAAUUAAGAAACUUUGGCAACAAUUCUGUAGAACAAUCGAAAAUUAACGUCUCUUGUGUAAAAGAUACCACUCCUAAUACAAAUAUUUCAAGUAAUUUUCAACAUUCAGUCAGCAAAAAUUGCCAACAAGUUCCGUCGAAUACAGGCGGCGUAAAUCAUUUCGAACCUGGUGAUUUAAAAAAAUCGGGUAAUGUACAAGAAGAGUUUAAAACAUUUAAUACGCAACACAACCAAGAAAGUAGUAGAAAAUUAACGAACUUGAAUGUCAUUGAUUGCUCUUCUACUUUAAUAAAUGUCAAAUUGGAUUCGAAAUCGUUAAUCCAGCAGAGUUCAAGUGAAGAUAACCUGAAGCCGGUGGUUAUUAAAAUUGAGAAAACAUUGAAAUUAACUACUAAAGAUUAUCCGCGAAAUGCUAAAGCAACAACGUUCAAUAAUAUAAGACCUACUUGUAUUACAUCAUCGCAGUGCGAGAAAGAAGAUUUAGAAACAAAAGAUUUAUAUAAACGUCAAAUUGUUACCAAAGAAAAGGAUUCAAAAUGUGGCUCUAAAAGUUUUCUAAAGCAAAACUCAAGACCAGCAGUCAUACUAAUGGACGAAUCUUCAUCAGAUCCAACUAAAAACAAGGAAGAUGUUUCGAGCGAACUGACAUUUGGUUUUGAAAUAAAUGAGCAGUUGCUACAAUCUGAGGAUAGUAGAGUUAAAAAACUUAAAGACAAGUCAAUUUUAGCAUCCGAACCCUCACAAUAUUCAAACAAAAUAGCAAUCAAUUUUGAGAGAGCGCCACCUUCGAUGUUUGACAAACACACAAGAUACGGAAAAUUUCCGUCAGAUUUCCAUUUGCAUUCGCCGCAUUUAUAUCAACCGCAACCUCGUCAGAUUCCUCAUACCCAGAUGAUCGUUUCAUCGACUCCGUACUUCGGAUAUGCACCGAGAUUUCAGCCACCAAAUAAUUACGUUCCACCUUCACCGUUGCUUACAUCUUCAAAUAUAAUGGAGAAAUAUAAUCAACCUAAAGAAGAUUUUUCUGCGCGUUACAUCGCACCUGAAGAAGCUGUCGAUGUGAAAAAUUAUAAUCACGACAAAAUCGUUACAUUUGUUGGUUUAGCGUGGGAUGCGGUGAUGCGUGAAAUUCCAGUGACUGAAGCAACAGGCCGAGUACAAUAUUACAGUGGCCAAUGAGAAGAAAGUGCAAAACAAACAUUUGAAUAUUGAGUUUUUAAAAUUUUAAUAAUCAUAGUGGAACCUAAAGUUUAAUUUAAAGCUACGAUCGAAAUUAUUUUGAUGCAGUGUAAAAAGUGAAAAGGUGACUAAGUGUAUCAACUAAUUUACGUUAUUAUUGUUUAUAUCGUAACACUGUUUAAUAUAUGACUCCAUAAACUAUAGAAACAUAAAGAAGGAUUUCAAAUGUAUAUACCCAUGAAAUCAUUCACCGGGCAAUUAAUAUUAAUAUGAGUUAAUCUUAAGCGAACAGUUUAAAAGCUGAACAGUUAAAUUGAAUUUAAACAACGAACUUCACUAAAAACGGAAGAAUGUAAAUAAUUCAUAAAACAGAGUGAAAUAUUUAGUGCGCUAAAGUGAUAUUUAUUAAGAUAUUUAUCACUUAUACACUAAUUUUAAUCGAGAUAUCAAUUGUUAGUAUAUAUUGUGCGUACAUUCAGGCAAAUGUAACAAAAAAUAUAAAGUUGUGUCACAUUGUGAAUUUGUGAGUUGAUUAAAAACUAUUAUGUAGAUAAAUGAUAUUUAGUCUUUGAGAGAUUUUCAUUUCUCAAACAAGAGGCCAUAAAACAAUUAUGAUUAUGGAUAGACGUGCGUGUAUAUAUGUGUAUAUAAAUAUAAAAAUAUAAUAAACGUAGAUGAAAAUAAGUGAUCGAACACUCUAUAAAGUAUAAUACACUCACACGCACGCAUGCGAACUCGUAAUAAAAUUCAAAUUAUAUGGCAUGUAUAAUAGUCAGAUUAUAUUUGACUACGCAAUGCAACAAAAGCUUCCAGCUAAGGCAUCAUUUCAAAUAUUCAAAUGAUAUAAACUAGUAUGUGUUGUAAAAAAAAAAUCUUCAGCUGAAUGAACAUGAGAAAAAUACUUCAAAAGGAUAUUUUAUUCAAAGUAUCAGAUUAAAUUAUUACGGUAAAAGACCUAAUACCCGAUCAGGGAACUAGUAUUCGAUGGAUUUGUAGUCAUCGGGUACUAGUUCUUUGAUCGAGUACUAGUUCCCUGAUCGGGUACUGGGUAUCUUACCUUAAUAUCUAGAUACUACACGGAAAAAAAUAGAGUACUGAUUACUGUUCUGUGCAGUAAUUGACAAAAAAUCUAGGGAAAAAUACAUUUUAACAUGAGUGAUUCAUAUUAGAACAGAAGUCAUUGCUCAGUACGUUCUAAGUACAGUCCAAUUUUACUUUAACACCAUAGCAUUUCAUACAGGAAUAAUGUCUCCGUGUAUAAAACUCUUAGCAUAGCUCUUGUUGCUGUAUACAAUACGAACACUUACAACAUUGCGAUAAUGGUUCCUUAGAUAUCAUUAACAUCGAGAACAGUACUCAGUUCUGUUCUGACAUGAACUAUUAUUAAAUUCCUGCCUUUACUAUUCUUGACACUAGAGACAUGAAUUUAGUGACAGUUCAUAUCAGAAUAGGACUGAGUACUGAUCUAGAUGUUAAUGAGUACGAGAUCUAAGUAACUAUUCCUCUCACUAUGUAGUAAGUGUGCAUUAUAUACAGCAACAAAAGCUGUGCUGAGAAGAUUUACUCUCCUAACCAUCAGCGCCGACUGUUUUAACAGUAACCAGUCAUAUUUCAUGUACUUUAUAGCACAGUACUGAUUACUGUUUAAAAAUUAAUAGAAUGUAGUAGGCAAUGACUCACUUCUCUUCUAAUAUGAACAUAUUUUUCCCUAAAUUUUUCGUCAGACUGCGCAGAACAGUAACCGGUACUCUAUUUUUUUCCCUGUAUGAUUGUGAAUAUUUAAUACUCACAGCGCAAUUGGUUUUUAAACGAAAAAAUAAAUAAUUAAAAGUGAAAAAAAAAGUUUUUUUUUUAGUUAGUUUAAUUUAUUUUAAACAGUCCUCGAGUGUCCUGAACAUCUAUUUAAAUUUCAGCAUUAUGGUACUAGUUAAUUUAAAUGAAUCAUUUCUUAUAUAUUUUUCUUUCUUUAAUUUAUUUUUUAUUCAAAGACUAAUGGGGGCAGAAAUUUGAAAUAUUUAAAAUUGUAUUUUAAAAGUGCCUGGUUAUUUUAACA
Microplitis mediator is the source of this 6390-nucleotide messenger RNA. RefSeq lists its product as uncharacterized. NCBI's taxonomy places the organism in Eukaryota, Metazoa, Arthropoda, Insecta, Hymenoptera, Braconidae. The transcript has 9 exons. The coding region runs from base 501 to 4337 and encodes 1278 amino acids. The record is from RefSeq and is a predicted model, not a curated record.